GGAAUCUUCCUGCCACUUCCUUGUUCGAACUUUUGUUUUGGGGAAGGCUUGGGCAUAAGUUUAGUGAGGCUGCUACUAUGAUUUGAUUUUCCGAAAAUGUCAGCGCCAUGACCCAUAAAAUUGGUAGAAGUUGGCUGGUAGGAGGCAUAGCUAUCAUUGUAGUCGUGUCCAGAAGAAGCUCGCGAACGUUGCUAUAGUGUUCCACAUAGAGAACAAGAAGAUGUCCGUAGCUAAUGUUAGCGAAGACAUUCGGAUGGAGUUCCCACUGCACUCUUCAGUUUGGGAGAAUAAUUACAGGAAGCUGGAGCAGCAAAUUACACUACUGCAGAAUGACAUAGAAACUGUGGAUCCGAGAGGUCGGACACCUUUGCACCUGGCUGUGUCACUCGGACACUUGGAGUCAGUGAGAGUCCUCCUGAGACAUGGAGCUCAAGUUACUCAAGAAAAUGCCAAUAAUUGGACAGUCCUGCAGGAAGCCAUCAGCACGGGAGAUCCAGAGAUGGUUCAGUUAGUUCUGCAACGGAGGGACUACCUGAAAGCAUCCACCGCUUUGGAAGGAGUACCGGAGCUUUUGUCAAAGAUCCGAGAGUCACCAGACUUCUAUAUGGAAAUGAAGUGGGAGUUCACCAGCUGGAUCCCUCUUGUGUCCCGGGUAUGCCCAAGUGAUGUGUGUCGAAUUUGGAAAAGUGCAGCAAGCCUUCGCGUGGAUGCCACCCUUCUCGGCUUCGAGAACAUGACUUGGAUCAGAGGGCGAAGGAGCUACCUUUUCAGAGGAGAUGAUUCGUGCGCAGAGUUGAUGGAGGUGAACCAUGACGAGCAAGUGGUGGACACGGAGCGUUUCAUCAUAUCACAAGAGAUGGAGGAUGUCACACUUGAGUCAAUGCAGCCAGCGGAACAAGAAGUGGCCAAAAGGUUGACCACGCCAAUUGUCAACACCUACUUGGACACCAAGGACAUUGCUUUUGAGAGGAACAAGGCUGGGAUUUGGGGCUGGAGGACAGACAAAACCGAAGUGGUCAACGGAUUUGAAACAAAGGUUUUCAGUGUGAACAAUGUGAAUGUAGUCAUCAGGACGAGGACUGAACAUCUUACAGAUGAAGAGAAAGCCCGGAUAAAAAGUGAAAGGAACAUUUUGGAGUCUCUGCUUGGGACAGUUGAACAGCACAUAAGUGCACAAGGGGACCUGACACUUGAAUACGCAACCGCCACAAACCCCACAGCCAUCACUCCAGAGGAAUAUUUCGAUCCCAAUUUCAAUUUGGGGAACAGAGACAUCGGCCGACCGAUUGAGCUGAGCGUGCGAACGCAAAAGUUUAAAGGGACAUUGUGGAUGAGCGAAGAUCAUCCUCUGUCCCUGGUGGAGCAGGUGACCCCCAUCAUUGACCUCAUGGCUCGGACCAGCUCGCAUUUUGCACGGCUACGAGACUUUGUCACGCUGAAAUUCCCUCCUGGAUUUCCGAUCAAAAUUGAGAUUCCUCUAUUUCAUGUGCUGAAUGCCAGAAUUACUUUUGGUAACGUGAAUAAAUGCAGCACCGAAGAGGAAGCCAACAUAACACCAGCAGCCACACCGUCAUCCACAGGAGACGACGAAGAGGCCAGAGUCCCUCCAACAUUCCGGGUGUGUCCGUCUGUGUUUGCAAUACCUGACAACUACCACCGCCGAGGGGGCAGCCGUCACGCUCCUGCGUCCUCAAACGACGAGGAGUUUUUGCAGUACGCAAUCCAUCAAAGUCUCUUGGACUCCCACAUAGGCUCAGACCAGGAUGGCAUCGGGAAUGAUCCACACGGCGAAUACACCGACGCCAUGGUCAGCAGCCAGAGUGACAGGAGUAUCCCAGAGGGGGUGCUAGUGGAUUAUGCCGACACCUCCAGCCCCACAAGCACUUUCUCCGCCUCAAGCCACGACUCCGAGCUCCACUUGGCCAUGGAGCUUUCUGUGCGGGCACAAGAGCGAGAGGAGCGGCUGAGGAAGCAGGAGGAAGAGGAGCUGGAGCGCAUUUUGCAGCUGUCACUCACUGAAAAGUAGAAGGAUGAAGAGGGAAUCGGGAUCGAUCUGAAAGCAGGCCGCCUCAUCUCACCUCAGUGACAAUUGCCGCUUCCUGUAUUCUAUGCAAAAGCAGAUUUUCCCUUUAACAGCCUGCUCUUUGCACAGGCAAAACUUUCCUGUCUUAACUUUUGAAAGCGCGUUUUGGGCUAAGAGGAUACAUGUUAUUUCCGUACCUACAUUCUCCGUCUUCCAGUUUGAUCAGUGCGCUCUGAGGUGUUGUGGGCUUUGAGUCCUUUCAGCAGCAGUCACAUUCAUAUCUUACUCUUACGGCAGCUCCUGAGAAUGUUAUCAAAAAUGACUACUUCAAGUGACUCCACAUAAUAAGUUGGCACGCCCACUUAACUCUUCGGUUUAUGUUCUUGGCUUAACUCGAAUCCUAAAUCUCUGAUGUGGUAGUUUGGGGAAUAUAAAUAUUCCCAUAGCGCUAUUUUGCUGAUGACCAUGAAGAGUUUGAUGCUACAAGCCAUUUCCAUUUGGCAACGGAAAUCUCAGGGUCAAAUAUUAACAACCCUCUUUUUUUGGAGAUAACUUUUAAACUACUGGUAAUUUCACAUACAGUAUCUCUGCCAUACUACUAACUCAAAGUACAUGCAGGUUUCUUGUACUUUUCAGAAGGCCAAGAAAAUGCUGCAAGAGACUGAACAUUUCUGCAGCAAUUGUAUAUAUAAAGUUCUUUUGUUUUAAGUGGAAUUUGUAUGAAUGGGGGGGCGGGGGCUGCCUGAGCAAAUACCAGCAUUAUUGCCUCUGUUCAAAAAUGCAACAGCAGUCCUGAUGUUUCCUCCUGUAGCGACAAACAGCAAACCUCUUGAUUGUGUGCAGGCAUGUCAGGAUUUGAUGAUUUGUUCUUUCAGCAUGUGCCAACAGACAUUUUGUCUGUUACAUGAUGGAAAGUUUAGCUGGUGCCACUCAAAAUUUAGUAAGUUUUUUCCCCCUGUCCAAUAGGAAGCAAGACAUAACCACUGUGAUGUUGGAUAACCACUACAGUGUAGUUAUUUUUCUUAUGACCAACCACUAACUUGAGCCCUUUGUGCACAUCUUACCCACUGUGGUACAUGAUGGAAAAACGAGCCGUUAUAAUGAUAUCAUUUUGCCAACCGUUUCAUAAAGGCCAAUUUUUGCUUCAAUCAACCGAGAUCUUUGUAACAUACCAUUUGAGGUGCAGCUGUUCUUAAAAUAAAAGCACUUUAUUUCC
Molecule: messenger RNA, 3239 nt
Organism: Hippocampus comes (tiger tail seahorse)
Lineage: Eukaryota; Metazoa; Chordata; Actinopteri; Syngnathiformes; Syngnathidae
Gene: ankrd13a
Product: ankyrin repeat domain 13A
Exons: 15
Coding region: 221-2026 (601 amino acids)
Cellular component (GO): cytoplasm
Molecular function (GO): protein binding
Source: RefSeq, a predicted model, not a curated record